GGAGAGCCGAGGAGGAGGAGGGGGAGCCAGAGACAGCGUGAGCCCCGGAGACGACACAGACCGUGGCGGCGGCGGUGCAGGCGGAGCAGAGCAGCGGGACGACACCGACGGUCGGCGGCGUCGCUCGGAUGCUGUUGUCGCCUCCGCUCCGGACGCGGCGACGAUGCGGCCACACUGCUGGAUGAUGGUGGCGCUGGCGGGGAUCAUGUCGUACCUCAGCCCGGAGAGAGCGCUCGGAGCCCCGCAGAGGGAAGUCUCUCAAUCUAGGGCUGCAUCCCUCUCUCCACCACCCUAUGUCGUCAUCCUCAUCUCUUGCUCUGGGCUGGUCUCUUUCGUCCUAUUGCUCCUCACCUGCCUGUGCUGUAAGAAAGGAGUGGGGUUCAAUGAGUUUGACAAUGCGGACGGGGAGGAGUGCUCCGGAGGCUCCAGCCCCAUCCAGGAGGACAGCCUGUCGUCAUGUCCCUCCCUCCCCGAGGUCUACACCUUACCAGUCAGAGACAGGUCCGGCUGCCCCGCCCUGCAGGAGGGAGCAGACUGUAAGUCUAAGUGCUUCAAAAGACACACUUUAAACUACCUUCAGGAAAUCGGAAAUGGCUGGUUUGGAAAGGUGAUCCUGGCUGAAGUGCUGUGUGACUGCAGCUCCUCUCAGGCUGUGGUGAAGGAGCUGCGUGUCAGUGCCAGCCCUCUGGAGCAGAGGAAGUUCUUGGCUGAGUCCGAGCCGUACAGGUGGGAGAAAAUACUGAAAGUCAAGUAA
Molecule: messenger RNA, 754 nt
Organism: Platichthys flesus (European flounder)
Lineage: Eukaryota; Metazoa; Chordata; Actinopteri; Pleuronectiformes; Pleuronectidae
Product: serine/threonine-protein kinase LMTK3-like
Exons: 5
Coding region: 164-754 (196 amino acids)
Biological process (GO): protein phosphorylation
Molecular function (GO): protein kinase activity; ATP binding
Source: RefSeq, a predicted model, not a curated record